This is a messenger RNA of Macrobrachium nipponense, 1886 nucleotides long. RefSeq lists its product as uncharacterized. The record is from RefSeq and is a predicted model, not a curated record. Lineage: Eukaryota; Metazoa; Arthropoda; Malacostraca; Decapoda; Palaemonidae.
CAUGUCCGAAGAUUACCGGUACAUGUUCGAAGGUGACGACGAGGACAACAUGUCUACGACGGAUGCAGAGAAGGGCGACGAGGGGUCAGGAUUGCAGAAGCGGAGGAAAAAGCGUCCGUGUGUCCUCCUGACAGACGAGCAAGAAAGGAUGUUAGGGGAGUGGUUGCAGAAGCACCCUUUUUUGUACGACAGGGGGCUCAAUGACUUCAAGGAAGUGGCCAAGAAGACGCGGCUCCUUGCUGAAAAGGCCAAGUCCCUUAAUCCACCUUUGACAGGAUCUCAGCUAAGUACCUGGUUGAAGUCUACUCGCACCAGGUAUGGGCGGCUGACAAAAGUAAAAAACGGCCAGGUAGCAAAGAGGGACCUGACGGAAAGGGAGAAGUGGAUUCUCUCUGAAUUUAAAUUCUUUGGGAAGCACAUUGUCCGUCAGAAGAAGCCCAAGACCCUUAGAUCUAAAGAGUCUGCUGCUGUUGCUGCCACUGCCCCUCCUGAGGAACCUGGCAAAGUAGUUGUGUCUGCUGGUGGGGAUGAAGACGAGGUGACAGUCAUCCCAGCCAUUGAGGAACAGGGGCUUAAGAACAAGCAGAGGUGUGAGCCGGUGAUUGAAAAUGCAGAGGCAACAACCAAAAAGGUGAUUUUGGAGAUCGAAUCUAACCCAAAGGAGGCCUACUGGAAUCUCCACCUGAAGAAGGUUGCCAAGGAUUGCACUGAGAUUGACUCUUUCUUCUAUCCAUACCUGCAGACGGAGAUCAGUUUUUUGGUGCAGAAACUGCAGAAGGCCACGAAAGAAGGAAGACUGACAGCCAGUUUUGAUUUGUUCCCGAGCACCAGACAGACAUUUUUGGAAAUGGAGCAACAGUCGUCCACUAGAUCUUUUCCUUCUCACCCUCCUGCACCUGUGCCUGCACCUACACCUGUGCCUGCACCUGUGCCUGUACCUUCCUUUGCGCAACCUGAGCAAGUUUACCAGAUGACAGGGCGCCAACUGGCUAUGUAUGUCCAGAGUCAGCGCGUGUCUCCAUGGCCAAGCCAUUCCCCUGUUGCAGGGUCUUCUGCGCCACUACAUACUCCUGCUAUGCCACCAGCACCUGCGAUUGCUGUGGAUCUUCAUAAUGUUAGCCUCCCCACUUCCAGUUUCUUUGAUGCCUUAAUACCAACUAGUUCAAGUGCCACUUCGACUGUUGUGUUGGAAAAGACGAUGCCUCCUAGUUCAACAAAUUAGUGUAUUUCUGUUUUGUGAGUUUUUUUUCUUUUUGUGUUUUGGUAAAUUUGUUAUAAUAAUGAAAAUAUAUUUGUUCCUACACGAUAUAGUACAAACCCGCAGUCCUUUAGAAAAUACUUUCAGCAAAGGCUGGGAAUGACCUCUAGACUUUUAAAUAAGGUGGGUAGGCAGUUAACUACCGUUUGUUUGGUUGGAAUCCCAUCCUGCCCUAACGUAUCUACUACAUUCCAAUUUGCUUUCAGCCCUCGUCUGAUGUGCCUGUGUUUAAAUCACGCUCUCGCUGAGUGUCGCCAACCAUUUUUUCCUAGUGGGAUGUUUCUUGUUUUGUCUGUUGGUGUGCUUGUUAUUAUUGUAUAGUAAAGUAAACCCUGUAUUUGCACCCUCAAGAUUAGCUUACUCACCUGUUCGCUGAUUUUUCUAUGGAACCCGUAUAUAAAUCAUUCGCAAAUAAUUCAGGAAUUUGUGGACUUUUUCGUCGAGAAACAUUCACUAAUUUAGUCUAUUUUUUAUUUUCAUGACUUAAUAAAUUUUUAUGAUAAAAAUUAUUUACUAAUUUUCAAAUAUUAAUAUCAAGUUUAAUACUAUGAUUAAAUAAUUACAUUGAAUAAUAAAUACGUAAUAUAAUAAAUAAUAAUUUCUCUCUCUCUCUCUCUCUCUCUCUCUC